AUGGGAGCCACAGAACACACAAGUCAUCAUAGAGAUCCAUUACCUAAUCACGACUCUAAUGAUUACACUUAUCAACAUUCAAGCGGUUACAUCCUGGUCAACUCCACUUAUCAAAAACAUUAUUGGUACUAUUUCCAACAAGCUGCAACUAAUCCAAUUGAACGACCACUGAUCUUGUUCUUGAAUGGAGGUCCAGGUUGUUCAUCAAUGGAAUAUUUUGGAAGUGGCAUUGGAAAUGUCAAUGUUUCAACUGAUGGAAAGCUCGCAAUGGAAGAUAACUACUAUUCAUGGAAUAGGUUUGCAAAUGUUAUUUAUUUGGAUGCUCCAGCUGGUGUUGGUUACAGUUACGCAAAUGACACCAGUGUUUAUAAAGUGAAUUCUGAUGCACAAACAGCAGCAGAAACAAGAUCUUUCCUCAUUGAAUUCCUAAACCAUUAUUCCAAGUUCAGAAAUAAUGAGGUUUACAUUUCUGGAGCUAGCUAUGGUGGAAAAUAUGUUCCAGCUUUGGCAAAACUCAUCUUGGAAGAAAAUCUAAAGGGUGAAUUCGUCAUUAACUUGAAAGGAAUCACACUUGGUAAUCCCUUAAUUCAUUGGCAACAAUCAUUUAUCUCAUCAUCCAAUUACUAUGCCUCUGUGGGAAUGAUUUCGAAAGAAUUACUUGUAGAAGCUGCUUCAAUUUGUGGAUGGAACGAUCCAGAUAAUUGGUUGGUUACUCACUCUGGCAAUCAAGAAUGCACUGACAAAUGUAUGACUAUCUAUACUCAAGCUCAUUCUGGAAUUAAUAUUUUUAACUUGUUUAAGGAUACAUGUAACAAUAAUAAUUUGAAUAGCCUUGCUUGUUAUGGAGAACAUUUGAAGAAGUAUAUGAAUUUGGAAUCUGUUCAAUCCUUCUUCAAGCUGAGAAGUAAGGUGGAUUGGGAUGCUUGCUAUCCAAGAAAUGGUUUCGAAUAUGGAAAGGACGAAUUUGUAAAUGGUCUUCCAGCACUUCAAUAUCUUCUCGAUAGGAAGAAUUUCAAAACUUUGAUUUAUACUGGAGAUAUGGAUGGAUCUACUCCUGUCGUGGGAUUCUAUGAUGUUUUUGCUAAGGCAAAUGGAUUGACUGUUCAAGCAAAUCUCACAACUUGGUCUGUUGAUUAUCAAGUUGCUGGUAGAAAGACAGUUUACAGUAAUGGAUUGACAUAUGCAACAGUUAGAGGAGCAGGUCAUAUUGCUCCACUCGAUCAACCAGCUAGAGUUUAUGCUUUGGUUUCAAACUUUAUUCAAAAUGGUGUCAUUCCUGAUUCGAUUCUUCUACCAGAACUUCCAGAACCAGAUCAGAUCAAUACUCCAGAAGUCAUUGCCCUGAAAACUCUCUCCGUUUUAUUCAUUUUUCUGACCAUUAUCCUUACCAUUGUUGUCAUUGUUUUGGCUGUCUGUUUGGGACGCCAAUGUUCGAAAGUUAGAAAGGCAGGCGACUUUUUAAAGAGCUCUCAAAUUCUAUUGGUUUCAGAUACUAACAAGGAACUAUUAUAA
This is a messenger RNA of Naegleria gruberi, 1512 nucleotides long. RefSeq lists its product as uncharacterized. Lineage: Eukaryota; Heterolobosea; Eutetramitea; Acrasida; Naegleriidae. Gene Ontology annotation, molecular function: serine-type carboxypeptidase activity. Gene Ontology annotation, cellular component: vacuole. The transcript has a single exon. The record is from RefSeq and is a predicted model, not a curated record. Bases 1 to 1512 code for a protein of 503 amino acids. Gene Ontology annotation, biological process: proteolysis.